Plenodomus lingam JN3 is the source of this 501-nucleotide messenger RNA. NCBI's taxonomy places the organism in Eukaryota, Fungi, Ascomycota, Dothideomycetes, Pleosporales, Leptosphaeriaceae. The record is from RefSeq and is a predicted model, not a curated record.
AUGAAGCGUAACCCGCGCAAACUCGCCUGGACAAAAUCCUUCCGUCGCGCACACGGCAAGGAAAUGACCGUCGACAGCACCCUCACCUUCGCCCAGCGUCGCAAUAUUCCCGUCCGCUACAAUCGCGACCUUAUUCAGACUACGCUCAAGGCCAUGUCGAGGGUAUCUGAGAUUAGGGCACGAAGGGAGCGCGCAUUCUACAAGACGCGCAUGCGCGGCAACAAGCAGAGGCAGCGCGAGGAGGAUAGGAAGCUGGUCGAGGAGAACCAACACUUGCUUCCGCCGAGUGAGAGGUUUGCCAAGGAGGCAGUUGAGGAGGAGGAGAUGGAGGUUGAUCUGCAGAAGGUCAAGGACAAGGUUGCGGCUAGGAGAAAGGAGAUUGCGGCUGAGGAGAGCGAGUUGGAUAGCGAUCUAGAGGAGACGCUACCCAAGACGAAGAGCAAGAGGAAACUGAAGAUGAAGGUUGGCGGUGGCGUCGAGGCCAUGGAUGUCGACGACUAG